AUGUUAAUGGAGCACCAUAUGACCCCCAGCGUGGGAAGUGAUUUCCUAGGUGUUCUCAGUGCCCAAAUGCGGCUGCUAACCGCCGAUAAAUGGCAAAUUUGUGCUCCGGAACUGGGAAAAGUCAAGCUGUGCGAAAUAAAGGCGAUUGAUCGAACACACAACAUGAUCAACCUUGCAGCCUUUUUAAAUACCACCAUCUCAGAGGUUGAGAUCCAUUUCAAAAUAGUUAAGCGCGAGAAUGGCGGUUGGCAUCCAUUUUUUUACGACAUGCGAGUGGACGUUUGCCAAUUCUUUAGGAAUCAAAAGAAGUUCUUCAUUCCCAAUUUAAUAUAUUCGUUUAUAAAGCCUUUCACAAAUGUCAACCACACCUGCCCGUACGAGGCUGGCACAGAGAUGCGACUUUGGAAUUGGACUCCUGAUGAAAAUGCUAUUAUAGCCAAAUUUCCCGUAGACCACGGCCAAUAUGGCCUACAUACAACUUGGUAUGUCAAAAAAGAGGCGGCAUUGAAAGUAAAUGGAUCUGUACUAUUUUUUAGGUAA
Molecule: messenger RNA, 540 nt
Organism: Drosophila erecta
Lineage: Eukaryota; Metazoa; Arthropoda; Insecta; Diptera; Drosophilidae
Exons: 4
Coding region: 1-540 (179 amino acids)
Source: RefSeq, a predicted model, not a curated record